Messenger RNA from Choloepus didactylus (southern two-toed sloth), 5675 nucleotides. It is a transcript of the gene KDM6B, whose product is annotated as lysine demethylase 6B. Gene Ontology annotation, molecular function: RNA polymerase II cis-regulatory region sequence-specific DNA binding; chromatin DNA binding; protein binding. The record is from RefSeq and is a predicted model, not a curated record. Lineage: Eukaryota; Metazoa; Chordata; Mammalia; Pilosa; Megalonychidae. Gene Ontology annotation, biological process: heart development; regulation of gene expression. Gene Ontology annotation, cellular component: MLL3/4 complex.
ACGGGUGUUUGUGUUGGAAAAUCCAACUGCGCCACGGGGCGGAGCGGCCCCCCCAGCCCCGGCCUGGGAGAGGGGGGGGGCCGCUCGAGCCCCUGAGGGACCCUGGGGACCCUGAACACCUGGGACCCCCAGAACCAGGUUCCCCCAGGCACCAUGCCAGCCCCAUAGCACCGCCCCCCUCACCCACCGUGGUCUGCUGCACACCAUUGCUGGGGUGCCGGUUCCAAUGAGACAGGGGCACACCACACUCCAGCUGCCAGGCUGUUACUGAGGCGGAGACACGGGUGAUGAUUGGCCUUCGGGGGAGAGAGGAGGUCCUGUGAUUGGCCAGAUCCCUGGAGCUCGCCGACGCCGUGAGAGGACGCUCCCACCCGGGCCGGAAUUGGCUGUGAAAAACCCUGGGCGUCCAACAGGGGGCAGUGGGCAGGUCUUGUCAGAGCCGCUGGAGCUGGACCAUCCCCCCCGCAAGAGCUGGGGCAGGGGGCCGUGCCCGAUCUCCAGGGCUCCUGGGGCCACUGCUGACCUGGCUGGAUGCAUCGGGCAGUGGAUCCUCCAGGGGCCCGCGCUGCACGGGAAGCCUUUGCCCUUGGGGGCCUGAGCUGUGCCGGGGCCUGGAGCGCCUGCCCGCCCCAUCCCCCUCCUCGUGGCGCAUGGCUGCCUGGAGGCAGGUGCUCAGCCAGCAUCGGGCAGCCCCCCCUCUCUGUUCCCCUAACCCCUUCACAUGGCAGUAGCUCCGGGCACCCCAACAAACCAUAUUAUGCCCCAGGGACGCCCACCCAGAGACCCCUCCAUGGGAAGCUGGAAUCCCUGCAUGGCUGUGUGCAGGUAUUGCUGCGAGAGCCGGCCCAGCCAGGGCUGUGGGAACAGCUCGGGCAGCUGUACGAAUCAGAGCACGACAGUGAGGAGGCCAUACGCUGCUACCACAGCGCCCUUCGAUAUGGAGGAAGCUUCGCUGAGCUGGGGCCCCGCAUCGGCCGACUGCAGCAGGCUCAGCUCUGGAACUUUCAUGCCGGCUCCUGCCAGCACCGAGCCAAGGUCCUGCCCCCUCUGGAGCAAGUGUGGAACUUGCUGCACCUUGAGCACAAGCGGAACUAUGGAGCCAAGCGGGGUGGUCCCCUGGUGAAGCGAGCCGCUGACCCCCCAGUGGUGCAGCCUGUGCCUCCCGCAGUACUGUCAGGCCCCUCGGGGGAGGAGGGCCUUAGCCCUGGAGGCAAGCGCAGGAGGAGCUGCAACUCUGAGCAGACUGGCCUUCCCCCAGGGCUGCCACUGCCACCGCCACCACUACCACCACCACCACCACCACCACCUCCCCCACCCCCACCACCCCUGCCUGGCCUGGCCACCAGCCCCCCAUUUCAGCUGACUAAGCCAGGGCUGUGGAACACCCUGCAUGGAGAUGCCUGGGGCACCGAGCGCAAGGGUUCAGCACCCCCAGAGCGCCAGGAGCAGCGGCACUCGCUGCCUCACCCGUAUCCAUACCCAGCUCCAGCAUACCCCGCACAUCCCCCCAGCCACCGGCUGGUCCCGGCCGCACCCCCAGGCCUGGGCCCCCGCCCCCCAGGAGCAGAGAGCCAUGGCUGCCCGCCUGCAUCCCGUCUCCCCGGAAGUGACCUUAGAGAGAGCAGAGUUCAGAGGUCGCGGAUGGACUCCAGCGUUUCACCAGCAGCAACCACCGCCUGUGUGCCUUACGCCCCUUCCCGGCCCCCCGGCCUCCCCGGCACCAGCAGCAGCAGCAGCAGCAGCAGCAACACCGGUCUCCGGGGCACGGAGCCCAGCCCAGGCACUCCCGGCGCUGAUCAUUACCAAACACCGGCACUGGAGGCCUCCUCUCACCAGGGCCGCCUGGGGCCCUCGGCACACGGCAGUCGGAAACCAUUCCUGGCGGCCCCUGCUGCCACUACCCACCUGUCCCUGCCACCAGGGCCCUCCUCGUCCCCUCUACCCCCCUGUCCCCGCUUCCUACGCCCCCCACCCCCCUCUGCCUGGCUGAAGGGCCUGGCCUGCCGGGCAGCCCGAGAAGACGGAGAGAUGUUAGAGGAGCUCUUCUUUGGGGCUGAAGGAACUCCCUGCCCUCCCCUGCCCCCCCUCCCCCACCGUGAGGGCUUCUUGGGGCCUCCAGCCCCCCGCUUUUCUGUGGGCACUCAGGGUUCGCACACCCCUCCCACUCCCCCAACCACCAGCAGCAGCAGCAGCGGCAGCCACAGCAGCCCUCCUGGGCCCUUUCCCCCACCUCCCUACCUGGCCAGAAGUGUGGACCCCCUUCCCCGGCCCCCCAGCCCAUCUUUGAGCCCCCAGGACCCACCCCUUGCCCCACUGACUCUUGCUCUGCCUCCAGCCCCCCCCCCCUCCUGCCACCAGAAUACCUCAGGAAGCUUCAGGCGACCGGAGAGCCCCCGGCCCAGGGUCUCCUUCCCAAAGACCCCCGAGGCGGGGCCGGGGCCUCCCCCGAGCCCCCUGAGUAAAGCCCCCCAGCCUGUGCCACCCGGGGUCGGGGAGCUACCUGCCCGAGGCCCGCGACUCUUUGAUUUCCCUUCUACCCCACUGGAAGACCAGUUUGAGGAGCCAGCCGAGUUCAAGAUCCUCCCUGACGGGCUGGCCAACAUCAUGAAGAUGCUGGAUGAAUCCAUCCGCAAGGAGGAGGAGCAGCAGCAGCAGGAGACAGGCGGGGGCCUCCCGCCCCCCCUGAAGGAGCCCUUUGCAUCUCUGCAGUCUCCAUUCCCCACUGACACAGCCCUAACCACCACCGCUGCUGCCACCACCCCCACUCCCCUCACCACCACCCAGGAAGAGGAGAAGAAGCCACCACCAGCCCUGCCACCACCACCGCCUCUAGCCAAGUUCCCUCCGCCCCCCCAGCCACAGCCGCCGCCACCCCCACCGCCCCCACCACCCCCACCGCCGCCAGCCAGCCCGGCCAGCCUGCUCAAAUCCUUGGCCUCUGUGCUGGAGGGACAAAAGUACUGCUACCGGGGGACUGGAGCAGGCGUUCCCACCCGGCCUGGGCCCUUGCCCGCCACUCAGUAUUCCCCUGGCCCCCCAUCAGGUGCUACCGCCCUGCCACCCACCUCCGCGGCUCCCAGCGCCCAGGGCUCGCCAAAGCCCUCUGCUUCCUCGUCAUCUCAGUUCUCUACCUCAGGUGGACCCUGGGCCCGGGAGCGCAGGGUGGGCGACCAACCAGCCCCAGGCCCCGCCACCCCUACCCCACCGCCACCCCCCAGCCUGCCGCUACUCCCUGCCCGCUCUGAGUCCGAGGUGCUAGAAGAGAUCAGCCGGGCUUGUGAAACCCUUGUGGAGCGGGUGGGCCGGAGUGCCACAGACUUGGCGGACACAGUGGACAGAGCAGAUCCAGCCGAUAGUGGGGCUGAGAGGCUGCUUCCUCCUGCCCGGGCCAAGGAGGAGAGUGGGGGGGGCAGCGCUGCGGCAGGGCCAGGCAGCGGCAAGCGGCGGCAGAAGGAGCACCAGAAGGAGCACCGGCGGCACAGGCGGGCCUGCAAGGACAGCGUGGGUCGGCGGCCCCACGAGGGCAGGGCCAAGGCCAAGGCCCCCAAAGAAAAGAGCCGCCGGGUGCUGGGCAACCUGGACCUGCAGAGCGAGGAGAUCCAGGGUCGCGAGAAGGCCCGGCCUGAGCUUGGGGGGGCCUCCAAGGCCAAGCAGCCCACGGCUCCCGCUCCCACCCUGGGGCCCGCACCCUCUGCCCAGCCCGCACCCCCGGCAGCCCCUGUCACCGGGAAGAAGGCUCGGGAAGAAGCCCCAGGGCCACCAGGGGUCAGCCGGGCUGACAUGCUUAAGCUUCGCUCGCUUAGCGAGGGGCCCCCCAAGGAGCUGAAGAUCCGGCUCAUCAAGGUAGAGAGUGGUGACAAGGAGACCUUCAUCGCCUCCGAGGUAGAGGAGCGGCGGCUGCGCAUGGCGGACCUCACCAUCAGCCACUGUGCCGCCGACGUCGUGCGCGCCAGCAAGAAUGCCAAGGUGAAAGGGAAGUUUCGAGAGUCCUACCUGUCGCCUGCCCAGUCCGUGAAACCGAAGAUAAACACUGAGGAGAGGCUGCCCCGGGAGAAACUCAGCCCACCCACUCCUAGCAUCUAUCUGGAGAGCAAACGGGACGCCUUCUCCCCAGUGCUGCUGCAGUUCUGCACAGACCCUCGCAACCCUAUCACCGUGAUCCGGGGCCUGGCAGGCUCCCUGCGGCUCAACCUGGGCCUCUUCUCCACCAAGACGCUGGUGGAGGCGAGUGGGGAGCACACCGUGGAGGUGCGCACGCAGGUGCAGCAGCCCUCCGAUGAGAACUGGGACCUGACGGGCACUCGGCAGAUCUGGCCCUGUGAGAGCUCCCGUUCCCACACCACCAUCGCCAAGUACGCACAGUACCAGGCCUCCUCCUUCCAGGAGUCCCUGCAGGAGGAGAAGGAGAGUGAGGACGAGGAGUCUGAGGAGCCCGACAGCACCACAGGAACUCCCCCGAGCAGCACCCCAGACCCGAAGAACCACCACAUCAUCAAGUUUGGCACCAACAUCGACCUGUCCGAUGCCAAGCGGUGGAAGCCCCAGCUGCAGGAGCUGCUGAAGCUGCCCGCCUUCAUGCGGGUGACGUCCACGGGCAACAUGCUGAGCCACGUGGGCCACACCAUCCUGGGCAUGAACACGGUGCAGCUGUACAUGAAGGUCCCGGGCAGCCGGACGCCAGGCCACCAAGAAAACAACAACUUCUGCUCCGUCAACAUCAACAUCGGACCUGGCGACUGCGAGUGGUUCGCGGUCCACGAGCACUACUGGGAGACCAUCAGCGCCUUCUGCGACCGGCAUGGCGUGGACUACCUGACUGGUUCCUGGUGGCCAAUCCUGGAUGACCUCUACGCUUCCAAUAUCCCUGUGUACCGCUUUGUGCAGCGCCCUGGAGACCUCGUGUGGAUUAACGCGGGGACCGUGCACUGGGUGCAGGCCACCGGCUGGUGCAACAACAUCGCCUGGAACGUGGGGCCCCUCACCGCCUAUCAGUACCAGCUGGCCCUGGAACGAUAUGAGUGGAACGAGGUGAAGAACGUCAAGUCUAUCGUGCCCAUGAUUCACGUGUCCUGGAACGUGGCUCGCACUGUCAAAAUCAGCGACCCUGAUUUGUUCAAGAUGAUCAAGUUCUGCCUCCUGCAGUCCAUGAAGCACUGCCAGGUGCAGCGGGAGAGCCUCGUGCGGGCAGGGAAGAAAAUCGCCUACCAGGGCCGGGUCAAGGAUGAGCCCGCCUACUACUGCAACGAGUGCGACGUGGAGGUGUUCAAUAUCCUGUUCGUGACCAGUGAGAACGGCAGCCGCAACACGUACCUGGUGCACUGCGAGGGCUGCGCUCGGCGCCGCAGCGCGGGCCUGCAGGGCGUGGUGGUGCUGGAGCAGUACCGCACCGAGGAGCUGGCCCAGACCUAUGACGCCUUCACGCUGGCGCCCGCCAGCACGUCGCGAUGAGGCCGGACGCCCUGCCCGCCCGCCCGCGUGGGGCGUCGCGGGGCCACCAGCACACGCCUGGGCUGGACCUAGGUCCCGCCUCGGGCCGGGAAGGGGUCGGGCCCAGCCCUUCCACCCCAUUGGCAGCUCCCCUCACUUAAUUUAUUAAGAAAAAGAAAAUUUUUUUUAAGCAAAUAUGAGGAAAAAAAGGAAAAAAAAAAAAAAAAAACGGGAGGCGGGGGAGGGGG